Messenger RNA from Fomitiporia mediterranea MF3/22, 912 nucleotides. RefSeq names its product Metallo-hydrolase/oxidoreductase. The coding region runs from base 1 to 912 and encodes 303 amino acids. Lineage: Eukaryota; Fungi; Basidiomycota; Agaricomycetes; Hymenochaetales; Hymenochaetaceae. The record is from RefSeq and is a predicted model, not a curated record. The transcript has a single exon.
AUGGCUUCUUCUGUUCCCCCAUUACCCCCACCAAGCGAUAGUCAAGCAUACUGUGAUAUCUCCGCUCUCGAGGGUGGUUUCUUGUCAUUACCAUGCCACAUGUUCGUUAGCACAGCACCUGAGGACGAGAGGAAACUUGUUCCUUCGCUGUCUUUCCUCAUUACCCAUCGUAACUCACAACGACGUAUCCUUUUCGACCUCGGUGUCCGGAGCGAUUUGGAGAAUUAUCCAGAGACUGCGAAAAAAAUGGUAUCGGAUAUAUUUGAAGCGAGAGUACCGUGUGAUGUGCCUAUGUCGCUUUCGAAAGGGGGGCUUAAACCUGCGGAUAUUACCCACGUGUGCUUUUCGCAUUGUCACUGGGACCACACAGGAAACCCGAGCCUAUUUAGUAAGGCGCAAUUCAUUGUCGGUGCUGAUGCGGCAUCGCUUUUCCAGCCUGGAUAUCCGGAGGACCCAAAGAGCACGUAUCCGUCUGACUUACUUCCCAAGGGACGAACGGAGUACUUCGAUACUACUACUGAGGCGUGGAAGCCUAUUGGCCCGUUCCCUCGUGCAUUCGAUUACUUUGGCGAUGGUUCUGUGUAUUUCAUCGAUGCGCCUGGACACCUUGCUGGCCACAUGAAUUUCUUAGCACGAACGUCUCCGGAUGGCGGAUGGAUCUAUCUUGCGGGAGACACCGCACACGAUUGGAGACUUGUACGAGGCGAAGGAGAUAUCGCAACUUAUCACACUCCAGAAGGAGGGAUGGGGUGUAUGCACGUGAACAAGAAAGAUGCAAAGGCUGCUAUUCAGCGUAUUGCCGACGUACUCACACUACCGCGUGUACGUGUCAUUCUGGCGCACGACGCUGAGUGGUAUAACGAUAACAAGGGCGGUGAUGCGUUCUGGCCUGGAAAAAUUCCUUCGCUUUAG